This is a messenger RNA of Dermacentor andersoni, 3375 nucleotides long. RefSeq lists its product as uncharacterized. The record is from RefSeq and is a predicted model, not a curated record. NCBI's taxonomy places the organism in Eukaryota, Metazoa, Arthropoda, Arachnida, Ixodida, Ixodidae. Gene Ontology annotation, molecular function: transcription cis-regulatory region binding.
UCUGAAGUAAUUUAUAUACUUUUGACGUAUUUAUGUUGCGUCAGCGAUGGUUGCAGGCAAUUGCAGCUGUGUUUUCACGCGAUUGCAAGCAUGGCUGUACCGUUGUGAAAGGUGGUCAGAGCACGUGUGAUCUAAAUGUGCUUGAACUGUGUAUCUGGCCCCAGGUGUCAAGUUUUGCCCUUGACGGCCUGCAGAUGCCAAGGCGCUUCACGGGCAAGCUUUUCCAGUUUCUGUUCAGGCACUUGGAGCUGGGCACAUUUGGCGAGCGGCUUCGCUGGCUCGACAGGGAAUCGGGAAUUUUCCAGCUACUCUGGAAGCAUGGCAAUGGCUCAUCCGUAACACCCGAGGAGGACUUCGCCCUGUUCUUGGCCUGGCACAGAUUGAAGGUGAGACGAAAGCCAUGUGAUGGAACGGAGGCAAAGCAGAGGUUUCGUGCUGCGACAUCAAAAAUGCGCUUGGAACGGGUGAAAAACUGGCAAGGCGUUUUUCCAGAAAAGAACUUCCAGUUCCGGCGGUUCCCGAAGGACGACUUAGAGUACUUGUUCAAGCACGUUGAUUUGGAUCGAGAGAUACCAGAAUCCAAGAAGCGCUUAAAGCUCGACUCAAUGCCACCUUUACCAGACAUGCCAGACAUGCCAGACACGCCAGACUCGUGUCCGAGUAUGAGUCCUGCACAUUCGACUUCGAAUCCCCAAUACACAAGGCCAAGCUCUCCAGACGCAAGGCUACUGCCAUCGGGCGUGGUGGUGAAGAUUGAGCCACCAGAUGAUCCCCCAGAUGAUCUGCCUGAUUAUGUGCCUGAUUAUCUGCCCAUACAUGCACUCAAGGACUGCAUGCCUGGUGUGCUUCACUACUCUCCUUCCACUGCUCUCCAACAGUGCAGAGCAAACAUAUGCAAGAAAGAACGAGAAUGGUACUGAGUCCAGAUGGAGGCUACCUGGCAUUUCAUGGGGAAUGACAGCUCUUCACAGCAGGCUGAACCAAUACCUUUUGCUGAUACUGGAGCUGCAGAAGACGGUGCUUCAGACAUACAAGAUACUUGGGAUGCCCGACUGAAUUGACGAGGAAAGAUCUCGAAAUGUGAAACGGGUAUUGCUUGUCAAAUGCUUUGUGGUGCAACAUUUUUCCUGAAGAGCUUUCGGGCAUGAUACUUUCGAAGUUAAACUGACGUGCAGCUACGAAAAAAAACAUUAUAUAAGGUGGCAUUGCUGUAUUGAUAUCACACAUGCCAUCUUUUCAAGACUGUUGGUAUGUAAGGAGAACUUGGAAAACAGCAAAGGGCACAGGGACACAAUUAGUACAUAUGUUAACACAAGUGCACUUAGGUGUCAUUUGUUACUAUUUAUUGUGUGCCUGUUUCUUGGCUGUACUUCAAGUUUUCUCAGGAAUAGAUUACCAAUGUGCCCAGACCUAGAACUUGUUGGUACUUUUGCCUUUCUUCUUCAGUUUGCUUUCUAGAGGCGAGCGUGAGGCAUAACUAGCAGAGUUAUUUUAGUGCUUGCCUACUAUGCUUGCAAUUCUAAAUAUGAGUGACAGACAAAACGUAUGUGCUGUACAGUGCAGUCUGUUGGUAACAAUAAUCACGUGCCAGAAAAUUUCAUCAUUAUAGCUGACUAUUGUUACACAGGGUGUUACAGCGAUGAAUGUCUGAUUAUUAAUAGCAAGGGAUUUGAGACAAAAUGGUCAUUUUUGCUGGCCAAGAUUCAUAACAGUAGCAAACGUCAUAAUUUGUGUAAGUUGCCAAUAUGCUCAACAAGUAAUCUUCACUAGUCAGCUUUUAAUCAAUAAAUUUAGGUAGCAUGUAAUUGCAGAAUGAAAGUCCACUAGUAGUACACAAAGCAUAAUGCUUGGAAGCUUUGUACCUAGCAGCCGUGUGGAGAAGUGGAGUCUCAAAUGCAUAGUGAAAUUCUAUGUAUUUCAACAUGCAUUUUGAGUCUAUAUUUCUCUGAACUUGUGACAUGUGCAUACCUUAUAGCAAAUGGUUUUGCUUUGCAUGCUGGCUGACUUCUUCAAUUUUAUGAUUAGAACAUGCAUCAUAAUGUUACUAAAGUUAAUAAAGUGAACAUUGGUUAAUUAUAAUAUUGGCAGGUAUCAUGCAGCUUAUGAUUUUCACAACUGCUGUGGAUCUUUGCCAGCAAAAGUUAUCAGCUUGCCUAAUGUCCCCUAUCUUUAAUUGAACAGAGACAAUUGUUGCUAAAGCACCAGGCAUAUGUCUCUAUACCGACAUGUAAUUUCUGUAAUUUGGCAGGAUGCAUUAUCAUUAAGCUCUUGAGACACCUCAGUGACUCUUUGUGAGAACCUGUGCUGCAAUGUUAACUGCAUCAUAAGAACUAAGUUGCAAGAAAUGAAGACUGUAAUGUUGUUAUUUGCACAACUAAAUAUUGGUCAGUGUUCAAAGUGUUAACCAUGUUGAAUAAGGCUUAGUUCAUUGGAAAUAUGUGCUUAGUUCUGCAACAUGCAGAGCUUGACAGUCACACUGUGUGUUGCACUUACUCGCUGCAUAUGCAUUAACAUCAGCUCUUUGGAAUGCCUAAGGUUACGUACCUAAUUGCAGAGUGCAUUUAUGGGUGUGUUCACCAAUGGUUAGAGUUAAAUUUCGUGCCACCUGUAUGUUGUGAUGUUGUUCUGUUGGUGAUCAGUUUUUUUUUUUUGGACAGCACCUUUUUCACAAGCCAGAAAUUUAUUGUAUCGUAAAGCUGACAAUUGCAUUAUCAUAUCCAGUUCAUCUUUGCAUACAGCCAGUGCAAACGUUUGCGUUGCUGAAAUGUGAUUGUUUCUAGCUAUACAAAAGCAAGUCUGCAUUGUUAAAACGAUUGGUUCAUUGUUUUCAACAGUAUGUUAUUUAAUGUUGUGUGGUAUUAUUAUGGGUAAAGAUUAGAGUUGGGCUUGGUGCCACCUGCAUAUCUUAAUUUUGUUCAAUGCAAUGACCUGUUCUCUUAGAAAGUACUUUUUCAGAAGCCAGGAUUUUAUCAUAUGUUGAAGCUGACAAUUGCAUUAUCAUAUCCAGUUUAUUUUUGUGUGCAGCCACUGCAAAAAGUUUACAUUGUCAAGCAGAAUUGUUUCUAGUAAUACAAAAGAAAAAGUUUACAUUGUUAAAAUGGAUUGUUUCUAGCAAUACAUGAUUUAAUGUUGCAGGAUAUCAUUAUAAGUGUUCUGCACUGCAUCUGUGUCAUACUGUCCUUUACCAAUGGAGUGCACAUUGUUUGACUAGGGUAUGAACAAAAUUCCAUAUUUUGUUAUUGCCAGAAUUUGCAUUUUCUAAGACAUUUAUUUUCUGUGUGUGUCAGGGAAAAAACAGUAAAGUUUUCUCUUUUUAAUCGUUGGCAGCUGAACAGCUUGUUAUUUUAACCUAAUAAACUUUUUGGUUUCUACAAA